AUGAGUAUUCCCGAGCUUGAGGGGCCAGCAGAGCAAUACUACGACGAAGAGCAGUCGAAAAAGUACACGCAGAACAGUAGAAUAUGCCAUGUGCAGACAGAAUUGGCAUGGAGAUGCAUUGAGCUGCUUGGUGUUGAGAAGGGAGGGCUUGUUUUAGAUGUUGGAUGCGGAUCUGGAUUGAGCGGAGCGGUUCUUUCUGAUUGUGGAUAUCCUUGGGUUGGCAUUGACAUCAGUGAAGAUAUGCUAAGCCUGGGUGUGAGCCUUGAAGCAGGGGGGGAGGGAUAUGCCAGGAUGGACAUGGGAGAAGGACUGCAUUUCCAGCCGGGGACGUUUGAUGGGGUGAUAAGCGUGAGUGCAGUCCAGUGGCUGCUUUACUCGUACUCAAGCGGCUCGAAUCCGACGAGAAGGCUCCGAACGUUUUUUACGACACUGUACACAAUUUGCAAGCCUGAGGGGAGAUGUGUGCUGCAGUUUUACCUGAAGAGGCAGGAGCAGAUUGAGAUGCUUAGGAAUGAGGCAGUGCGUGCAGGGUUUGACGGAGGGAUCCAGAUUGACGGAGAAGGAACCAGGAAUGCGAAAAGCUUUCUUGUUCUUACGAUGAAGGGGAGGAAAAGGCGUGAGGAAAAGAAAAAACGAGUUGGAAGGAUUGAUCUGAUUGUGAAGAAGAAGGAGCGGCUGAGAAGAAAAGGGAUAGAGGUGCCUAGGGAUAGCAGGUAUACUGGAAAGCGGAGGUCGAAGCGAUAG
Molecule: messenger RNA, 744 nt
Organism: Ordospora pajunii
Lineage: Eukaryota; Fungi; Microsporidia; Ordosporidae
Exons: 1
Coding region: 1-744 (247 amino acids)
Biological process (GO): rRNA (guanine-N7)-methylation
Cellular component (GO): nucleolus
Molecular function (GO): rRNA (guanine) methyltransferase activity
Source: RefSeq, a predicted model, not a curated record